Cylindrotheca closterium is the source of this 2748-nucleotide messenger RNA. The record is from the annotation of a GenBank genome assembly. NCBI's taxonomy places the organism in Eukaryota, Bacillariophyta, Bacillariophyceae, Bacillariales, Bacillariaceae.
AUGAAGUUCAAUCGAAAACGACAAGAGCCCACACCUUCUCCGAUCCUUCAGCCAUCAUCGGAAGAAGAAGAAAACAAUACGAUUCCGCCAGAGCAUCACGAUGAAAUCUACGAUUACUAUUUCAACGAACUGAUACCGGCAUUGCUCUCGGCCUUUCCCAUUCUAAUGCAUCGUUUAUUCCUCGAUUCCAAGGCUCAGAUUAGUCUUUGGAUAGGAAGUGCCUAUCAUUUUUUCUUGCCCGGAUGGACGUUUCCUCAGCAGCCGUAUCAAAUAGGAGGAGGAGGAGGAGAAGCCCUUCAUCAGCGGAUCGCUCUGAAACUGGCUCAACUUUGGGAACGAGCGCCUCCGUCGGAAGAGCUAACGGCCCCCCUCCAUCAGCUCCUCAAAAACUUUGACCUCAAUGGCGACGGCGAAAUCAGCGCGUCCGAGUUGGUCAACAUGACGGAACUGGUGGCCAUUUUGCAAAACAAUACCCAACAAUUACUAAAAUACCAACGGGAGAUUCAACAGUCGGCCAAGGUUCAAACCUUUUGGGUUUGGUUGUCUCGCGAAUGGCCCUUGUUGGAUUGGAAAUUGGGAGUCUUGUUGUGGCGGAGUUUUGGAGGUGUGCUUUUGGUAUUGGCCGUCUUGUCCAUUGUGCCAGGUCGAUUGCAUUCUCUUUCGGGAAAGAUUUUGCGAUGGCCCAUUCUGCUUAUGACAUACCUUAUAAUAGCGGUGGAACUCAUGGUGUACAUCUGGAUUCGAUUGGGGAUUCGGCUGGCCGAGACUCUCAUUGCCAAUCCAAAUCAUCGGCAAUUACGCCGCAAAAUGGCCCAAGCCGAGUCGUAUCCCGACUGGUACCAAUACGCUGCCGCCUUGGAUUUGUCCCAACGACGAGAUAGGUGGCAAAAACACAACGAUGUGGCGACCGGCUAUAUUUACAACUGGCAACUCAUUGAACAACUGAUCAAAGACUUGAAGGAAGCCCGCGCGAAAAAGGAUCCCCUCUUGGCCUUGGCCGUACUAAGACAGUGCACCCGCAAAAACAUCGGGGGUGUCAUGAGCGAGGAUCUCUUUUCUUACACCAACACGGGAGAACCAAAGUACAUUGUAUCGGAAUUCAUUGACGAGGUGACGACCACCUUGAAUUGGAUUACCGACGAUGCUGUGGAUGGUAUGGGGGAUCGCAAGCGAGCAAAUUCAUCCGACACGUCGUCCUCUUCAAUUUCCAAAUACAACAAAAACUUGCAUCAAAAGAUUGUGGACGAAAAGGACAAGAUUUGGAAAUCCAUUGAGAGUUGGGCCACCUUGAACUUUGAUCAUUCCAAGAAUGAAUCAGAGGACCAUCACAAAACCAAUGAUCGACGACCGAGUAACGGAAGCACGGAUACCAUUCCUCUUAGCGAGAGUGCUGCCAACAGCUAUGCGGCUGCAGCUUCUGCUGCUGCCAACAACACCAUGACUAGCAAAAAGCGACAGCAUCACGUUCUCCAACUUCAGGAAUUCCUCAAGGCCGCUCGAGCGGCCUACGGAAGGACGGCGCUUUGUCUUUCCGGAGGAGCCGCCAUGGGAUGUUAUCACUUUGGACACUUGUAUGGAUUGAUGGAAUGUGACGCACUCCCUCAUAUCAUUUCGGGAACUAGUGCGGGAAGUGCCAUUGCGGCACUGGUGUGCACGAGAACCAAUGAAGAAAUCAAGCGAGACUUGAAUCCCGAAACGGUUGCAUCCAAGAUGCAAUUCUUCACCCGCCCCUGGUCCGAACGAUUCAAGUCCCUAUGGAAGAAUGGUCACAUGUUUGCCUAUGACGAUUGGCACAAAAUGGCCCAAUGGUUCAGCAGCGAUCUCACCUUUCAAGAAGCCUACGAAAAGACCGGACGCGUCAUGUGCAUCACCUUGGCAUCUACCACCAAAAAGGCAUCCCCCAUUCUUUUGAAUCACCUCAAUGCACCCAACAUUACGAUUGCAUCUGCAGUUGUGGCGAGUGCCGCAGUUCCUGGGUUUGUUGCACCCGUUCGAUUAACAAUGAAGGAUUCGGAUGGAAACAUUAUUAGUGCAGGAGACGAAGAAUACUUUGAUGGGUCCAUUUUACAUGACAUUCCGAUUGCGGGGCUCGCGGAAAUGCUGAAUUGUCAAUUCUUCAUUGCCUGCCAAGUCAAUCCACACAUUGUGCCGUUCUUUUUUAAUUCCAAGGGGGCAGUCGGUCAACCAAGUCGAUGGUCCAGUGGAGAACAAGCUUGGAGUUGGCGUGGAGGAUUUUUGUUGGCGGCAUUGGAGCUCUAUCUGAAGAAUGAUAUGAAGGCCAAGUUCAUCUUUUUGAACGAUUUGGAAGCCGCCGUUGGUUUUACAUCUACCAUGAUGACACAACAAUUUCACGGAUCUACCACGAUUGUUCCUCACGUUCAGUUUUGGGACUAUUUCCGGCUCUUUAGUGAUCCGGACCCACAAAUGAUUGAACGUUGCAUGCAAAUCGGUUCCGUUGCAGCCUACCAACAUGCUGCCAUGAUCCGAUCCCACUAUUGCAUCUCCGAUACUCUGGAGGAUUGCAUUGCUCGUUUGGGCCAUCGCGAUAGCAAUGGAGUGAAAAGUUAUAAACCCAGUCGAAGAGCAUCCUUUGAGACCAAUGAGCAAAUCUCGAAUGCAGUGGCUCAUUUGCAUCGGCCUACCUCGUUUGAUCCCAAAAAGAUGCCAGAAGUCAUCAGUGCUGCUUUGGAAAUGAGAUUGGCGGAAAGCGAUAGCAGCAGCGACAUGUCCGAAGACAAUUCUUUGUGA